AUGCAUGAGAAAUCACGAGAAGACUUACUUGAACAGUCGAAAAGAAAUGAGAGAUUACUUUCAUACGAAUUCGAUGAACUGAUACGAGAAAAGGUUGCAGCAGAAAAGGAGCUGCUUACACUUAAACAAAACUUGAAAAAAUGCUUUACUUCCGAGGACAAAACAAGACUACAAGAACAGAUAGCAAGAAAACAAGAUCGCAUCGUACACCUGCAGGACCAAAACUGCGUCAUGAAAAAGCGUUUAUGUACAUUGCAAGAGAUCGUUAAGAUUCUGGAGCGUCGUUCAACUUCAACGGAUGAAUCCACAAAUCGAAGUGAAACAGAGAAAUUGGGCAAACUAAUCGAAGAAGACGCUGAAUUGAAAGUGGAAUCAAGUCUGAUAAAGGAGCGGCUAGCAACAGAUGAAAGGGUUUACUAUUCUACUAUUGGUACUAUGACGGAUUUGCCAUUCAUGAAAACAUCGGAUUAUGAAGUGAAUAAAGUAGAUCAACCGUCUACAAACGGAUGCGAAUCAUCGCAACCAAUGAGAGCACAGCUCCUUACUGUCGGGCGUUUGAGCCCUUAUCUAGAAGACAUACAGCAUGUUUUACAAGAGCGCGACUCUUCUAUCGCUGAAUUUAAAGCUAAGCUGGAUAAGGCUGAAACAGAUCAGAAGCAGCUGCAGAAGAUAUACAACAGCAAACAGCAGGAACUAGAAAAGCUCCAAAGAAAAGUUGGGGAGAGAUCGCAAGAACAGAUAAAGUUGAACGCUGAGAAUGAGCAACUUCAGGCCCAGGUGAAAGAGUUCCAGAACAAGGAGAAAAAUAUUAGUUCGUCGUUAGACGAAACAAUCAAACGGAUGAGAGACAAGGAGAUUGUCAUUAGCAGACUCGAUGCCGAGAUUAGCAGCUCAAAGGAACAGGUGGAAGCUCUUCAGUCUCUCGUAAAAAAAGGUGAGGACAGGAUGGAGAUAUUGAAAGCAGAGCUGGAGAAAUCUGCAUUGGAACUAAAACAGACCCAGAAUCGGAUUGUCACGAAUAAAGAGCAGUUUAUACAUGUACAGGACGCAAAUCUCAAGUUGCAAACGAGAUAUGAAGCCGAGAAAUGCACCGCAAUCGCAUUGGAGAAAGAGAAGUCAGACAUGAUCAUGAAUCACGAGAAAGUGAUCAACGAGAAAGAACUUUUGUUAAAGAGCCUGAUGGUAAACGUCGAACAGUUGCAAAAGAAAUUGGAAGUCGAGAAAGGCAUCGCAAUCGCAUUGGAGAAAGAGAAGUCAGAAUUGAUCACGAAUCACCACAAAGUUGUCAACGAGAAAGAACGUUUGUUAAAAGGCCUGAUGGUUAACGUCGAACAGUUGCAAAUGCAAUUUGAUGCCGAGAAAUUAUGCACCGCAAUCGCACUUGAGAAAACGAAGUCAGAAUUGAUCAUGAAUCACCAGAAAGUGGACAACGAGAAAGAACUUGUGUUGAAGGGCCUGAAGUUAAACGUCGAACAGUUGCAAAAUAAAUUUGAAGUCGAGAAAGGAUCCGCAAUUGCAUUGGAGAAAGAGAAGUCAGAAUUGAUCAUGAAUCACCAGAAAGUGAUCCACGAUAAAGAUAUUUUGUUAACGGGCCUGAAGGUUAACAUCGAACAGUUGCAAAAGAAAUUUGAAGCCGAGAAAUGCACCGCAAUUGCAUUGGAGAAAGAGAAGUCAGAAUUGAUCGUGAAUCACCAGAAAGUGGUCUUUGAGAAAGAACUUUUGUUUAACGGCCUAAAGGUUAAAGUCGAACAGUUGCAAAUGAAAUUUGAUGCCGAGAAAUGCACCGCAAUCGCAUUGGAGAAAGAGAAGUCAGAAUUGAUCAUAAAUCACCAGAAAGUGAUCAACGAGAAAGAACUUUCGUUUAAGGGCCUGAAGGAUAUCGUCGAACAGUUGCAAAAGAAAUUGGAAGUCGAGAAAGGCACCGCUAUCGCAUUGGAGAAAGAGAAGUCAGAAUUGAUCAUGAAUCACCAGAAAGUUGUCAACGAGAAAGAACGUUUGUUAAAAGGCCUGAUGGUUAACGUCGAACAGUUGCAAAUGCAAUUUGAUGCCGAGAAAUGCACCGCAAUCGCAUUGGAGAAAACGAAGUCAGAAUUGAUCAUGAAUCACCAGAAAGUGGACAACGAGAAAGAACUUCUGUUGAAGGGCCUGAAGUUUAACGUCGAACAGUUGCAAAAGAAAUUUGAAGUCGAGAAAGGCACCGCAAUCGCACUGGAGAAAGAGAAGUCAGAAUUGAUCAUGAAUCACCAGAAAGUGAUCCACAAUAAAGAUAUUUUGUUAACGGGCCUGAAGGUUAACAUCGAACAGUUGCAAAAGAAAUCUGAAGCCGAGAAAUGCAUCGCAAUCGCAUUGGAGAAAGAGAAGUCAGAAUUGAUCGUGAAUCAGCAGAAAGUGGUCAACGAGAAAGAACUUUUGUUAAACGGCCUAAAGGUUAACGUCGAACAGUUGCAAAUGAAAUUUGAUGCCGAGAAAUGCACCGCAAUCGCAUUGGAGAAAACGAAGUCGGAAUUGAUCAUGAAUCACCAGAAAGUGAUCAACGAGAAAGAACUUGUGUUAAUGGGCCUGAAGGUUAACGUCGAACAGUUGCAAAACAAAUUAGAAGCCGAGAAAUGCACCGCAAUCGCAUUGGAGAAAGAGAAGUCAGAAUUGAUCAUAAAUCACCAGAAAAUGAUCAACGAGAAAGAAAUUUCGUUAAAGGGCCUGAAGGAUAACGUCGAACAGUUGCAAAAGAAAUUGGUAGUCGAGAAAGGCACCGUUAUCGCAUUGGAGAAAGAGAAGUCAGAAUUGAUCAUGAAUCACCAGAAAGUUGUCAACGAGAAAGAACGUUUGUUAAAAGGCCUGAUGGUUAACGUCGAACAGUUGCAAAUGAAAUUUGAUGCCGAGAAAUGCACCGCAAUCGCAUUGGAGAAAACGAAGUCAGAAUUGAUCAUGAAUCACCAGAAAGUGGACAACGAGAAAGAACUUGUGUUAAAGGGCCUGAAGUUAAACGUCGAACAGUUGCAAAAGAAAUUUGAAGUCGAGAAAGGCACCGCAAUCGCAUUGGAGAAAGAGAAGUCAGAAUUGAUCAUGAAUCACCAGAAAGUGAUCCACGAUAAAGAUAUUUUGUUAACGGUCCUGAAGGUUAACAUCGAACAGUUGCAAAAGAAAACUGAAGCCGAGAAAUGCACCGCAAUCGCAUUGGAGAAAGAGAAGUCAGAAUUGAUCGUGAAUCACCAGCAAGAGGACUUCGAGAAAGAACUUUUGUUAAACUGCCUAAAGGUUAAAGUCGAACAGUUGCAAAUGAAAUUUGAUGCCGAGAAAUGCACCGCAAUCGCAUUGGAGAAAACGAAGUCGGAAUUGAUCAUGAAUCACCAGAAAGUGAUCAACGAGAAAGAACUUGUGUUAAUGGGCCUGAAGGUUAACGUCGAACAGUUGCAAAACAAAUUUGAAGCCGAGAAAUGCACCGCAAUCGCAUUGGAGAAAGAGAAGUCAGAAUUGAUCAUAAAUCACCAGAAAGUGAUCAACGAGAAAGAUAUUUCGUUAAAGGGCCUGAAGGAUAACGUCGAACAGUUGCAAAAGAAAUUUGAAGUGGAGAAAGGCACCGCAAUCGCAUUGGAGAAAGAGAAGUCAGAAUUGAUCAUGAAUCACCAGAAAGUGAUCCACGAUAAAGAUAUUUUGUUAACGGGCCUAAAGGUUAACGUCGUACAGCUUCAGAGCAAGGUGGAUGCAUGUGAGGAGAUAAACAAUGGGUUAAAUAAGACAGUCACCAGUCUUCAGGAGCAAAUCCAGACACAGGAAAGAGAGGUCGCCCAACUGCAAACGAGAAUGUCACAGAAAGAGGAGGCUUUCAUACAGAUUAACAAACAACACAAUCGCACACUUCAGGAGAGAAACCAGAUUGAGAUGCUGGUCCAUCAGUUGCAAGCUGAGGCAGACAGACAAAAGGAAGAAUAUGAGAGACUGGUGGAAGAGGCCCGUCAUACGACUGAGACCAGUCUUGCUGCCAAACAUGAGAAAUACGUAGAAGAUAUCCUGACACAGCAUGAAGAAGAGAAGGCAAUGGAACACGCAGCCAAUGAGCGGGAGCGAGUCAGUAGAUACGAAGCUCAGUUGAAGGUCUCACCCGAUGUGGAUUACCAUCUUCUCAUUUCGUGUGCUGUGAGUCCAAAAGGAGACAGGCUGUACAUUACAAGCCACGACCAUAACACGCUCCUCACCCUGGCCAGGGAUGGAUCAGUCCUGGCUAUCUUCUCGGACCCAGAAUUAAAACGUCCAUUUGGUUUGCAUGUGACCGAUGCGGGCCAGGUGCUGGUUUGUGGAUUAAAGUCCCACACUAUACUACAGGUGGACUGCGAGGGGAGGACUAAGCUUGCCACUCUGGUUAAAAUGGGUGAAAUGGAUCAUCCUACGGUAGUCUGCUACAGCAGGGAGAAGAAACCGGAGUUACCAGAGGAGACCCACUUGUCCGGUAUGGUGACUAUUAACCAAACUCACAUGCUUCCGGGAGAAUGGAUUGAACAUGGGGCCCCUUAA
Messenger RNA from Dreissena polymorpha, 4509 nucleotides. Its product is annotated as myosin heavy chain, cardiac muscle isoform-like. The transcript is spliced from 35 exons. The coding region runs from base 1 to 4509 and encodes 1502 amino acids. The record is from RefSeq and is a predicted model, not a curated record. Lineage: Eukaryota; Metazoa; Mollusca; Bivalvia; Myida; Dreissenidae.